UGGUGAGAAGAGAGAGAGAGAUAGAGAGAGAGUGAAACCAGUGAAAAAUAAGUUAUGACAGAACACUGAAAUAGUUAUGAGGAGUACACGAUGUAGUAGACCUGUAGUAGACUAGUACUGUAGUAGACUGUAGACAGUGUGGUGGACUGUAGAGGAAAUGAGAAUCCUAUGAUCACAUGUGUUUUCUUACAGAAGCAGAAGCCAGUACAGUCAGUGAAUGGUUACUACCAGCUGACUGGCGUAGUCUCUCAUUUGGGAGGCUCCGCAAACUCCGGGCACUACAUUAGUGACAUAUUGCAUGCCAGUGGAAACUGGUUCUGCUGUAACGACAGCCAGGUGUCAGUGUCCAAUGAAGCCACUGUGCUGAGAACCAGAGCCCGGAGUGCCUACAUGCUCUUCUAUAUGUUCAGGGCAAUAGAGCGGGAGGCCCCAGCACACAGGGCCUAACAGGGCCACCAGCAUCAGCCCCAGCCUAAACAGGGGCAGCACCUGGACCAGCCUCAAAACCCCCAGCCCAGCCUCAACA
Oncorhynchus mykiss (rainbow trout) is the source of this 526-nucleotide messenger RNA. Lineage: Eukaryota; Metazoa; Chordata; Actinopteri; Salmoniformes; Salmonidae. The record is from RefSeq and is a predicted model, not a curated record.